AUGAACUGCGUCAAGAUUCUCGUACUGCUCUCCCUCAUCCCUCUCGCGCUGAGGGGGGCGUCGCUCCUCGUCGUCCCGUCACCUUCCGCCCCUGACUCUGCAUCACGCACCGGCGUCUUGGCUCCGGUGCCGGCGGAGCAGUGGAGGCAGGAGCGGAGGAGGACGGUGGGCCGUCAGACUCGGGGCGGCCGCGCCACCACCAUCGCUCCCUUCGCCCCGCGGCGGUUCGGCGGCUUCUUCCGGGACGACAAGAGGUUCGCGCCGACGGGGUCGAACCCGCUGCACAACCUGUGA
Molecule: messenger RNA, 294 nt
Organism: Triticum turgidum subsp. durum (durum wheat)
Lineage: Eukaryota; Viridiplantae; Streptophyta; Magnoliopsida; Poales; Poaceae
Source: the annotation of a GenBank genome assembly